CGCUGCCACCAUUUGUACAAAAGUCACUUUUGUCUGCAGAAAAAAUAGCUCUCUGCUCCAUUGCGUGGAACAUUUGUGCGAAUUAAAUAUCUACCCUUCGCGUUUGAAAGCACAAAACACGAACGAAAUAGUAAGCGAAUACCAUGGCAAGCCAAACGCAAGGAAUUCAGCAACUGUUGGCCGCUGAAAAGCGCGCCGCGGAAAAAGUGGGCGAAGCACGGAAACGAAAGCAGCGUCGUCUGAAGCAGGCAAAGGAAGAGGCACAGGAGGAAAUUGAACGAUACCGUCAGGAACGGGAGCGACAGUUCAAGGAGUUCGAGGCAAAGCACAUGGGAAGUCGCGAAGGUGUGGCGGCUAAGAUCGAUGCCGAUACUGCCAACAAGAUCGUCGAGAUGAACCGCUCCAUUUCGGUCAAUAAGGCAGCACUGCUGAGUGAAAUCCUUACACUCGUGUACGACAUUAAACCGACGGUCCACAAAAACUUCCAGUACACCAAGUAAGAGGCGUCCCAAACAGCAGCCGAACUAACGGUUCUCCAAGUGAAUUGCAUACUGCAAAUAGGAACGGAAUACACACGGAACAGUAGUAGUAGUAGUACCCCCCCGCCCCACAAUGUUGAACACAAGCGAGAUUGUGUGGCAAGACAGCGACAAACGACAAAACAAACGCCAUUAGAUUCUAUCGAUGUUCGUCUGGGUGGAAAUUAGUGGAGCUGUAAAUACUUGUUUCACGCUGUUCUUCUUUGCGCGAGGAGCGUUGCCGCAAGUGAAGAAAUGCUUACUUUGUUUGUUCCCGCGCCAUUACACGUAUUGCUAUCUUCUCUCGCGUAUCCUGUUUGUAGUGUGUAACAGUUGGAGAAUUUCCCCCUUCCCCCAACGAUUUUGUUUUAUCUCUUCUGCACCACUGUAGAAGGGAGGUUUUAAUUCGGUAAAAACUCGGCCCAGGCUGGCUGGUGAUCCCGGGUGCGCAUACGUUCGUCGUACAAGGCGAAACGUUUGAGUCAGCGCAGGUAAUCGUCGAAUAUUGAUCAUAUUACACAAGGAUCCGGUAUCUCUCAUUCCAAAUCUUUCAAUCGGUGUAGUAUCUUGUUGUUCCCCAAGCCAUUGUCGAUACUUGCUAUACAUUAGAUGAAUUACUAACAAAAAUCAUGACAAUAUUAUCGAACCACUCGAUCGCUUGUAGCGAGGCAGGAGGCCGUCGCGACCCGCCGCCUUAUUAGUUUCGUUACAGCCAAGAGUGUUUUGUUUGGUAUUAUGAACUGGGGUUUGAUUUAAAAAAAAAAAAACAGUCUCACUCUAUGAUCUAUAAAAAUAUGUGGCCGCACAAACACUAUGAGGCGCUCAAGAUAUUCAACUUUUUUUGUAUCCGUAAUCCGUUCCGUUCUUUGCUAUUGUUGUUGGCUUAAUUGUUUUUUUUUUUCUAAUUAUUAUUAUUUCGUUCGUUUGUAACUGUUUACCGAUGAUAUUUCGGAUACGCAAUACUGUUAUAUCUAUCUAUAAAGUGAAGGGCGCGUGUGUGGUCAUGAAAAACUAUAUAUAUUCCCUAUUCCUUAACUGCAAAAGCUAUAUCUAUCUUUACAGUGUAUCUCCACAGGAAAAGUUAUCUCAUAAAUCGAAAAUGUAAAGAAACCGAUAGCUCUACAUGGAAUAUAGUUAUGAUGAAUGCGGUUGAACAA
Messenger RNA from Anopheles coluzzii, 1675 nucleotides. Its product is annotated as V-type proton ATPase subunit G-like. The record is from RefSeq and is a predicted model, not a curated record. Gene Ontology annotation, cellular component: vacuolar proton-transporting V-type ATPase complex. The transcript is spliced from 3 exons. Lineage: Eukaryota; Metazoa; Arthropoda; Insecta; Diptera; Culicidae. The coding region runs from base 144 to 500 and encodes 118 amino acids. Gene Ontology annotation, molecular function: proton-transporting ATPase activity, rotational mechanism. Gene Ontology annotation, biological process: proton transmembrane transport.